Molecule: messenger RNA, 2260 nt
Organism: Musca vetustissima
Lineage: Eukaryota; Metazoa; Arthropoda; Insecta; Diptera; Muscidae
Gene: l(3)72Dn
Product: U3 small nucleolar RNA-associated protein 4 homolog
Exons: 4
Coding region: 19-2211 (730 amino acids)
Biological process (GO): maturation of SSU-rRNA from tricistronic rRNA transcript (SSU-rRNA, 5.8S rRNA, LSU-rRNA)
Cellular component (GO): t-UTP complex; small-subunit processome; 90S preribosome
Molecular function (GO): RNA binding; protein binding
Source: RefSeq, a predicted model, not a curated record
UUCCCAAAUCAAAUUGCAAUGAAAAUGAGAAGAGUGAGCCAGUGUGAAAAUCCGCCAAAGGGUCGCACACACAUACACAAUGUACGUUUCUAUAAUUUGCAACCACGUUCCAUACACUGUAUGGCCUACAAUACAAUUUGGAAGAAAUUGGCUGUGUCGAGAAAUGAUGGCUCAAUUGAAAUCUGGGAUGUACGACAUGCUCCUUGUUUAGAACGUACCAUUCCCAAGAGUCCACAAAAUUCGGUUGAAGGUUUAGCCUGGUCGGCGGAACGUUUAUUCAGUGCUGGUCUCAAUGGAGAAUUGGUCGAGUGGAAUUUACAAACGCUGCAGCCUCGUUUCAAACAGCAUGUCACGGGCAAUGCCAUCUGGUGUAUUGAUGUGAACCGGGAGGGCAAUGAAAUGGCCAUUGGCACAGAAGAAGGCUACAUCAACAUAUUCAACAUCGAGGACAAUCAAUUCCAAUACAAAACAUUGUUUGAUAAGCAAGAAGGUCGUGUGUUGUGCUGUCGUUUUGAUGCAACGGGUAACUUCUUGGUUACCGGUUCCAUGGGUGCCAUACGUAUCUGGGAUACACGUACCGGACAUGCCAUACAUAAAAUGACGGUAACAUCGAUGCAAUAUCCUCAGGAUACCAUUGUUUGGUCGAUACAAGUUCUUCAAGAUUUCACAAUAAUAUCCGGUGAUUCACGGGGUCAUGUUAGUAUUUGGGAUGGCAAAACAGCAUCACAACUGGAAACACAUCAAGCAUUAAAGGCCGAUGUGUUGGCUGUGGCCGUCAAUGAGGAAGAAGAUAAGCUAUUUUGUGCCGGCAUAGAGCCAACCAUACGAAUCUAUGCAAAGACACAAAUCAAACGUGACGAUAUGAUGUAUUAUAGAUGGGUGAAAUUUUUGCAACGUCGUGUUCACGAUCACGAUGUUAAGGCGUUGGUGUGUGCUCAAGAUAAUAUAUAUUCGGGUGGUGUUGAUGGCUAUUUGGGUAUAUCGUCGGCAACAAAGACUCGAUCAACCAUUCAUAAAUAUGGACCAUUUUUGCAGCAACCCUGUGUAACAAUUUCACCCGCCGAACGUCUUGUGUUAUUAAGUUAUGCUCAUUCAUUGGAAAUAUGGCGUAUGGGUUCAACAAAUGGCAGUGUAGAAUUGGGUCAUCAAGAGCAAUCUAAGACAGAACCAAAACUAUUAUCACUCCUUACGAUACCUGAAAAACUUUUAGAAUUUAAAAGUCGAAAUGAAGAGCGUAUUGUCUGCUCGACACUAUCGCCCAAUGGUCGCUGGCUCUGCUACUCCACACACAGUGAAAUACGUCUAUUUCAUUUUGUUCCUGGCACGCCCAGUGAUGAAGGGGGUGAGGGUGGUGAUGAAAAUAAACGUGAAACAAAAUUGAUACGAGUUAAAGAUCUACCCGAACAAAUGGAACCCGCAUCACAUGUACAAUUUACAGCUGAUUCAAUGCGCUUGAUCGUCGUCAAUCGUAAAAGUAAACACAUUAUGAUAUUUGCAAUGCUUGAAAAUGUCAACGAAAGAGAUUUGAAUAUCUCCACUACACCGCCAUUGGAUUUUGUGGAAUUUAUUGAUACCAGUAAACACAUUAAGGACUCCAUAAAGCUGUUCACAGUAUCGGUGUGUGGCUCAUAUAUUGCGGCUGCCAGCACUGAUCGUUCAAUUGCCGUGUGGUCUGUAUAUAAGGGUAAACAUUUUAAACAUUUACUUAACUUACCCAGAUAUACAGCGGCCACAACUGCUCUGAGUAUACACGCCGAACAGCCACGUGUGGUUGCUGCCUUUGCUGAUGGUAAAAUAUUUGAAUACGACUUAGAGGAGAUGUGUUUCACCUGCUCCGAUGUUGAUCGUUUUGUUGCCAAUUCCGAAUAUUAUUGCAUAGAAAAUAUUCUACUCGAUCCACGUAAUCCGAAUAUAUUUGUCAUGCAAAAUGAUUCCAAGCUGUUUGUUUUGGAAAAAUGCAAAGCCCGCGAGAAAAUCGAAGAUGCAGUUGUGGAAAAUUCCAAAAAGAAAUCAUUAAAGAAAAUGAAAACCCACGACGACGAUGAGACAAAAGUCUACAGUUUACGUUUGAAAAUGGAAAAGACCUAUGAGAACCUUUUAUAUUUGGGUUGGUUAAGUAGUGAUGAAUUGAUAACUGUUUCCGCCAAUCCAACGUCACUCAUUGAACGCCUGCCAAGUCCAUUUAAAGAGAAACUCUUUAGAACUAUGUAGAGCAUGUACUGUAAUAUAUAUAUUAUAUGUUAUUGUUUUAAGUUUAUUG